Molecule: messenger RNA, 1113 nt
Organism: Dictyostelium purpureum
Lineage: Eukaryota; Evosea; Eumycetozoa; Dictyosteliales; Dictyosteliaceae
Exons: 3
Coding region: 1-1113 (370 amino acids)
Cellular component (GO): mitochondrion
Molecular function (GO): GTP binding; GTPase activity
Source: RefSeq, a predicted model, not a curated record
AUGAGCAAAAUCAAUGCAAGCCUAUUAAACAAUAUUAAAAAUACCUUCAGAAAGGAGUUUGACUACCAUGGCAAAGUAAAUUGGUUUCCACCGCAUAUGAUCAAAACUAGGAAACUUAUAUCCGAAACCAUUAAGCAAAUUGACGUAGUAAUAGAAUUAAGAGACUCAAGGGCACCUAUUUCAACAGCCAAUCCUAUUUUAUCAGAAUUAUUAACCAACUACCCCAAAAAAACCAAAGUCAUUAUAUUUAAUAAAUCAGAUUUAGCCAAUAGUAAUCUACAAAAGAGUAUUUUAGAUCACUUUAAAUCAAAAGACCAAUAUGCAUUAUUUUCACAAACAGUUUCGACAAACAAUAAUAAAAUAUCGUUACCCAACAAUCACCAAAACCAUCCAUUGAAAAUUAUAAAAAAAGCUGUUGAAUUUCAUAAUAAAAAAUUUAAUCAACCACAACAGCAACAACAACAGCAGCAAACAAGUCUGCCAAAUGUCGGUAAAAGUUCAUUUAUAAACUCUAUUAGAUCAGCAUCUAAUAUGUCGAAAAGUGCCAAAACUGGGCCAUUACCGGGUGUAACUAAAGAAUUAACUGGUUUUAAAUGUUGCGACGAUCCCUCAAUAUUCAUAGUGGACUCUCCAGGUAUCAUGAUACCCGGUAAUUUAGAUUAUGACGAAACUACAUUAACUCUAGCAUUACUAAACUGUAUCAGCGAAAGAAUUGUAUCACAAACCACACUAGCUGAUUUUUUACUAUUCAAAUUAAACUCAUCUUCAAAUUUUAAAUAUUUAAAUUUAUUUAAAGAGAAUGGGGAAGGAAACCAAAAUACAGACGCCGACAAUAACAAUAAUAAUAAUAAUCAAGAAAUUUUACCAACCGAUGAUAUUGAUCAAUUUUUAAACAUGAUUGCAAAAAGAUUUAAAAUAUAUUCAAGUAAUAAUAAACCAGAUUUGGAAAUGGCCUCUGUAUUUUUUAUAUCUCAAUAUCGUGAAGGUAAAUUGGGUAAUUUUACAUUAGACCGUAUUCCAUUACCAUCUGAAAAAACAACUGACAUAAUACCUAUAGAACCAUUAAAACAAAAUAAAAACGAUGGACUAUCAACACUACCCAAUCACAGAUAA